Messenger RNA from Pararge aegeria (speckled wood butterfly), 2096 nucleotides. Its product is annotated as facilitated trehalose transporter Tret1-like. NCBI's taxonomy places the organism in Eukaryota, Metazoa, Arthropoda, Insecta, Lepidoptera, Nymphalidae. Gene Ontology annotation, molecular function: transmembrane transporter activity. Gene Ontology annotation, cellular component: membrane. The coding region runs from base 450 to 1931 and encodes 493 amino acids. The record is from RefSeq and is a predicted model, not a curated record. Gene Ontology annotation, biological process: transmembrane transport. The transcript is spliced from 3 exons.
UGCUUCGGCUGCGGUCGUGGUACCACGCCUUUGCAAUAAAACAUACAAAUAAAAAUAAAAUCAAAGUGAAUAAUAACAUAAAACUAUAAAAUAAAAUCGUUACUUAAUAUUUUGCCUACAUGAUUAAAAACAGUCAAUUCAUUCAAAUAGUGAGAAAAAUAUUAAAUUGAAUAUAAUUUUAGUGAAUAUAUUUCGACUAACUUUAAUAAUUAUAUUUUAAAAAAAAAAUAGGUACGUUAACUUAAUGAUAUAGUGUUGAGCAGGUUAUUUGCAAUUAUCGAGUCGAAAGUUUUAAUUAUCGACAUUUUUAGAAUAACCAGGAUGUGAUUACAAAAAAAAAUGGUGUAUAAAUCGAUGGAAAAUUAAAUUAAACAUGCAUAUUAGUUUUAAAAACGAAACAAUCCUAUCAUAAUCAAAAAUUAUAAAUAUUUUUAUUUAAUCUCGCCAAAAUGGAUGCCUGCAGUUACAAAGAAGUGAAAAGUGUCGAUUUCGUGCAAAAGGAAAACGAAUCGAUGAAAUCGGUAUUAAAACAGAUACUGAUUAGCAGUGCGGUGUGGGCGCAAUUCUUUAUGGGCGGCAUGUGCGUUGGAGCGCCCACUGUGUUCAUACCGCAAAUACGGAAGGAGGCCAACAACACGGCUGUCAUCGACGAAGAGAUGGGCUCUUGGCUCUUUUCCACCAGCGGCUUCGCAAUGUACCCUUGGCUGAUCAUCCUGCCCCUUUUCACCAAACGCUACGGCCGGAAGUUGCCCCAAAUCAUCACAUCUCUAGCUUCCAUGGCGAUCUUCAUCAUCCUCUACUACAGUCAAAGCGUCAUUCACAUCCUCAUAUCAGAAGUCCUGCAAGGGUUUUUGUACGCUGGCAAUGUAACUGUCAGAAUCUUAGUCGUCACAGAUUAUACAUCGCCAAAAUACCGCGGGAUAUUCUUGGCUAUAAAAUCAGCGAGCUUCUUCUGGGGUAUAUGGGUGGCGAACGCUAUAGGCACGUUUUUCUAUUGGAAGAAUAUAGCUAUACUCGGAUUUAUAUGUGCUGUUUACACGUUAAAUGUUCUGCUGUGGCCCGAAUCGCCUUACUGGCUGGCCAGUAAGGGACGUUUUGACGAAUGCAGGAAAUCCUUCAGACAGAUUCACGGUAUUAACGUGAAAUCCGAACGGGAAUUAAAGGAAUUGAUCAAAGUGCAAACCGAAAGGUUUAGAAUAGAAAACGAAUAUGGGAAAAUGGGUGUCCUGGAGAUGGUUAGGAGCAGUGAAUUUUACAAACCACUUUUGUUAUCAGCUGUAGCGAUAAUACAGUAUCAUUUAUCCGGCAAAGUGGUGAUCAGUUUGUAUAUAUUGGAUAUAUUCAAAAAUAUAACUGCGAACGAAUGGUCAGCCUACAUCGCCAUGUUAAUUUUGGAUGGUGUGACAGUUUUUGGAAUGUAUGUCGGAUCUUUCUUGUCAAGGGUACUAAAACGUAGGACUUUAUACAUGAGUUGCUCGUUUACUGGUAUAGCGUUCCUAUUAACGAUAUCGUUAUAUUUGUUUAUGGUUAGAUUGAAUCUGUUGGGUGAGAAUCAUUUCGUUACAAUAGCUCUGUUAUGUUUGUAUUCUAUAUCGAUAAGCUGCGGUCCGUUGAUUUUAUCCAUAUCUCUAUACGGUGAAUUAAUACCGCAGAAGUUUCAAGCGAUAUCAUAUACAUUGGUUUCUUUAACAUUUGGUAUUUUCUAUUCCACUUUAAUAAAAGUCUCGCCGAGUAUAUUCAGGGCUUUCGGUAUCGAUGGAACUUUUCUUUUCUAUGCCAUUACAUGUGCUCUUUGCACGAUUUACCUUUUCCUUUAUUUGCCUGAAACUAAAAAUAAAACGCAACAAGAAAUAGAGGCGUAUUUCAAAGAUAAGAACGAAAUUAUUCAAAACGAUAAUACCUCUGCAGUUUUUCUCACGAAUAAGACAUAAUGCUACGUUUAUCUAUACUUAAAAAAUAAUUAAAACGCAUAUUUUGUUUAUUUUAAUUUUGUAUUAACUACCUCUGAUUUAACUUACAGUAUCAUAAUUUGAACAAUUUGGUACAUCUAAAUAAAAGUUUAAAUUUUCCGGUAUGAUUUUUAUAACAAUAUAUAU